UCAUUUUAAGAUGGGAAUCAUUGCAUUUCUCAUCAUUUUGGUAGCCUCCUGCUCUUCCUGCCAAUGGAUAUUCGCUGAUCAAAUAGAAGGAAAACAGAAAAUUGACAAGUUUGUGGUAUGCUACCCACGAAAUUUCUGCUCCACAGGUCCAGAGCAGGACUGUCGUUCUGAUCUGCCUGCUGGCAAGUUUACAAUCCACGGCCUCUGGCUGAAUGAAUUGUCCACACCAAUAACAAGAACUUUCGAUAUAAAUCUUUUGCAAGGUCAACUCUUGAAAGACCUCGAAAAAGAUUGGCCAGGUUUACAGAACCGCCCUAACCCAAAUGAGUACUUAUGGCGCCACGAGUGGGUCAAACAUGGACGGUAUUUCCACCUCGGUUCUGGUACUCAAGUUGAGUAUUUCCAGAAAGGAAUCGAUCUAUUUCGUACUCCAGUGAUACAGAAGGCUCUGAGUGAACUCUUGAUUAAAGAAAAAAAGUACUUGACUGCCGAUAUUCUUAACCAGCUCAAACAGAUAACGAACUUUACUCCUGCAUUGUCUUGCAAGGAUAUUUCUGAGCCAGAAAAUUUUAGGUUACUGGUCGAGGUAACGUUUUGUCUCGAAUCCGAUUUAAACACUUUCAAGGAUUGUCCGGAUAAACGGAGUUGUGGAGCACAUUUUUAUGUAGAGACUACUGCACUCUCUCCUUCUCCUUCUCCUCCUUCUCCUCCUCCUCCUCGUGCUGGAAUAACAGAGGAAUUGAAAGCCCCUAGUUGGGCCUUCUUUCGCGCUCUUAGGCAUGCAAAACUAUAUUGAUCGGUGUUGUGUAUUAAUUUAUGUUGUAUUAGUUUGUACUGAGAUAGUUCAAUAUUUUAUGCAUAACUGUAUUACACUAAAUAACAGAGGAAACCGUUGCUUCGUUCUCUUUGUAAGCCCCUUGUUGGGCCUUUUUCUUGUGCUUUUAGG
This is a messenger RNA of Ziziphus jujuba (common jujube), 946 nucleotides long. Its product is annotated as ribonuclease 3. Bases 11 to 796 code for a protein of 261 amino acids. Lineage: Eukaryota; Viridiplantae; Streptophyta; Magnoliopsida; Rosales; Rhamnaceae. The record is from RefSeq and is a predicted model, not a curated record. The transcript has 2 exons. Gene Ontology annotation, molecular function: RNA binding; ribonuclease T2 activity.